GCAACCUCCCCCCCUUUCCUUUCUCAUCAAGAUGGAAGCCGUCGAAGACGUGCUAAGCGAUGCUUUCCCCGAUAUUGACGAAGAUCUGUUUGAUUACCUCGAAGGCGUCUUGGAUGAGGGCAAGGAGGACUUCUCCACUUGUGACGAGGUUUACGAUGCCGUCGGCGAGAUGCUGUUGCAAAUCUCCGGCGACACCAAAGACGACAAUGAGAUCCGGGAGAUCUGCGCCCGGCUGCUCCACGUCAUGAAAGGGGAGUCCGAUGUGCAGAAUGGUGACAGCCACAGUGCCCCUGCGAAGGUUCUUAAUGCCCCAGUGCAGUUAAAAGCCUUGGCUGCUGAGUUUGAGAAUACUACCGAUGAAGUUCAAAGCAUCUGGAUGAAGCAGAGAGACAGUGCAUUGCAAGUGGACCAGAAGAAGCUAGAAAAGGCAGAGGCCAAAUUGAAGCAGAAGCAAGAGAAACGGGAAGUCGGUGGGGAGAAAGUGGUGCCUGUUCAACCUGUGUUGAAAGCUGCCACAGCAAGUCAAGCAGUCAGCAAGAGGGAAGCCCGCAUGGAAAGCAAGGGCAGCAACCGUACUCAGGACAUUCGUGUUGAAAAUUUUGACAUUGCCUUCGGCGACAAAACACUCCUAAUGGGAGCCAACUUGACACUGGCCUGUGGAAGACGCUACGGUCUUGUGGGCAGGAAUGGUAUUGGAAAGACCACGCUUCUGAGGAUGCUCUCCAGUGGUCAACUCAGGAUUCCAUCGCACAUCUCUGUGCUGCACGUAGAGCAGGAGGUUGUGGGAGAUGACACCAUCGCGCUGGACAGCGUCCUUUCCUGCGACGAGAAGAGGCAGCGGUUGCUCAACGAGGAAAAGGAACUUACCGCCAAAGUGGCCGAGAAAGAUGACCCGGCACUGAAUGAACGGUUGUCUCAGGUCUAUGCCGAACUGCAGCACAUAGAUGCCGACAAGGCACCGGCAAGGGCAUCAGUCAUCCUGGCCGGUCUUGGCUUUUCCUCGGCAAUGCAGCAAAAGAAAACCCGAGAGUUUUCCGGAGGAUGGAGAAUGCGAAUAGCAUUGGCAAGAGCACUGUUCACGAGGCCUGACUUGUUGCUGCUUGAUGAACCUACAAACAUGUUGGACAUGAAAGCAAUCAUUUGGCUAGAAAACUACCUACAGGACUGGCCUACGACACUGCUGGUGGUCUCCCACGACCGGCUCUUCCUGGACACCGUCCCCACAGACAUCCUGCACUUCCACUCACAACAGAUCACAGGCUACCGGGGUAACUAUGAGAACUUUGUCAAAGUCAUGACAGAACGGCUCAAGAACCAGCAGCGCGAGUACGAGGCGCAGCAGCAGUACAAGGCACAUGUGCAGGUCUUCAUCGACAGGUUCCGGUUCAAUGCAAAGCGUGCCUCCCUAGUGCAGAGCAAAUUGAAGAUGCUGGAAAAACUGCCUGAGUUGAAGCCCGUGGAAAAGGAGGUUGCAGUCACGCUACGGUUUCCCGACCCGGAACCACUGUUCCCACCAAUCCUGCAGCUCGACGAGGUGUCCUUUGGUUACAACCCUGGCCAGAAUGUGCUGGAACGCGUCAACCUUUCGGCCAACCUGCAGUCAAGAAUCUGCAUUGUCGGUGACAACGGCUCCGGCAAAACGACGUUGCUGAAGAUCCUCAACGGCGAGUUGAACCCGACGGCAGGAGUGCGGCAUGUGCAUCGCAACCUGGUGAUCGGCUACUUCACCCAGCACCACGUCGACCAACUGGAAUUGGGCAUCUCCUCGCUAGAGUUCAUGGCUAAGCAGUUUCCUGGGAAGUCGUCUGAGUACUACAGGCAACAGCUGGGCUCCUUUGGUGUCACCGGCGACCUGGCAUUGCAGACCAUUGGCAGCCUCUCUGGAGGCCAGAAGAGUAGGGUCGCAUUCGCCCUCAUGUCCAUGCUACGGCCUCAUUUCCUAAUUCUCGACGAGCCUACGAAUCACUUGGACAUAGAAACCAUUGAAGCCCUGGGGCAGGCCCUGAACAGGUUUCAGGGCGGUGUGGUGUUGGUGUCCCACGACGAGCGGCUCAUCCAAAUGGUGUGCCAGGAACUGUGGGUGUGCAGUAAUCGCACGGUGCGAAGCAUCGAAGGUGGCUUUGCGCAGUAUCGCAAGUUGAUCGAAGAGGAGCUGGCAGCACAGGGACAGUGAGAAAUGCAUCGACGAUUCGACGGGCUUGUCGGCAAGAAAAAAAAGAAGCGAAGAAGAUUCCUCUACUGGGGGAAAAUGCAAGGACGUGAAAGAACAUUUGAGACAAGCAAGCUUAGCACGGACCGACAGUUUGACGCUUCCAGACAUCUUUGUUUUGUGUGUGCGUGUGCGUCGCCGGUCUUCACACAGCCCAUUAUUUAUCUUAAUUGCAGAAAAGAAAAAGAAAAAAAAGUCUGCUAUGACUUGCGAAAGAGAACGCUUUUUUUUUCUUGCCGAGUAGCCAUGGCAUGUUUUGGUGUUAUUUCCUAGGUAUAGUAGUAUUUCUAUGUCGUGACACGUGUAGUGUGCACGCAUGGAUUACAACUCGGUAUACAACGAUUCAACUGUAUGAGUCGCAUCUAUUACGAGCCGGCAUCCGGCAUGUUCGCAUAACAUUAACACGCCCAGUGUUUGCAGCUGUCGUAGGUCACCGAUACAGCAGAAAGUAUGAUCUGCUCGGCUGGCCUUUUGCAGCUUCUGUGAAAUGUUGGUGUAUUGUGCAUUCGUGAAGCCUUGGUUCUUAUACCUGUCAAAGCUAUAGCUAAAAAAGUUUUGUUGUUGUUACUAGCUGUUUAAAAUAUUGUUUUUAACAGCAUGAUUUAUUACAGUGCCUUAAGCUUUUUAUGGUCAUUUAAAAAGAAAAAGAGCACAGUUGCUUUUAACUUUUGCACUCAAUUAUAUUGUUCUAAGCAAGUUUUAUUUUCUAUUAUAAUUAAACAUUGCUGAACAUUCGGUUUAAGCUCCAAAAAUUUGAUUCUGUAAGAAAUGAGCUUUCCUAAUCGUACAUAUGUACAUGUAUGUAAAGAUUGCCGAAAUUCUCAUUUAUGUGACAGUAAGCAGAGCAUUUCGUCAUUUUUCGAGCAGGAAAUAGAGCUUGAAAAUUUUGUGUGUUAUGUACAAUGAUUAAACAAUACUUCCAUUUUUCUCUAAAGGACA
Messenger RNA from Dermacentor andersoni, 3148 nucleotides. RefSeq names its product ATP-binding cassette sub-family F member 3. Gene Ontology annotation, molecular function: ATP binding; ATP hydrolysis activity. Lineage: Eukaryota; Metazoa; Arthropoda; Arachnida; Ixodida; Ixodidae. The record is from RefSeq and is a predicted model, not a curated record.